CCAAACACACCAGGGUCUAGACAUUUCUUGGCCCUCCUUGUUCCUGUCUUCCAGCCUCAGAAAUGGCCUUUUUCGUUUGGAAAUGAGCUUAGAGCAAAACUUUCCGUAGCUGUCUGGUGGCUGAAAGUGUUGUCUGCGGCUGCUGGGUGACCAAAGCAUCCGAGUAGCUAGCCUCACCCUGUGCGGGUAGGAAAAGGGGGCGGAGAGGAGAAAGACAAGGAAGGGGCGGAGGUCAUUGAGCCCUCCACCCCGCGGAGGCUGGGAGCAUCGCUAGGUGCCUUGGAGUCCAGGGCACAGUUGGACCAGGAGGUCCUGCGGGUGAUCUAGGGAGCAGAGACGAUAUAGGAAGUCCUGAGCCGUGGAACCUGAGGUUGCCGCUGCGUGGGGCUGAGUGCGCCACGGCAAGCGGGGCGCAGAGCUCUUCUGCUCCGGACACAGCCACUCGGUGGCCCAGGAUGCCAAGAUGUCUGCACUUCGAGACUGCACAGUGGUGACAGAGAGAUGACCUGAGGGGACAGCUUCUAUCUCCACAACAAUGUCCAUGAACAGUUCCAAACAGCCAGUGUUUCCUGCAGCUGGACUCAUCGCAAACACAACCUGCCAAGUGCAAAACCGGCUUUCAGUAUUUUUUUCAAUAAUCUUCAUGACAGUGGGAAUCUUGUCUAACAGCCUGGCCAUUGCCAUUCUCAUGAAGGCGUAUCAGAGAUUUAGACAGAAGUCGAAGGCCUCCUUUUUGCUCCUGGCUAGUGGCCUGGUGAUCACAGACUUUUUUGGCCAUCUCAUCAAUGGAGGGAUAGGUUUUGUAUAUGCUUCUGAUAAAGACUGGAUCCGCUUCGAUCAAUCAAACAUCCUGUGCAGUGUUUUUGGAAUCUCUAUGGUGUUUUCUGGAUUGUGCCCACUUUUUCUGGGCAGUGCAAUGGCCAUUGAGCGGUGUAUCGGAGUCACCAACCCAAUAUUCCAUUCUACGAAAAUCACAUCUACACACGUGAAGAUGAUAUUGAGUGGGGUGUGCAUGUUCGCUGUUUUCGUGGCUCUGCUGCCUAUCCUCGGACACCGAGACUAUCGAAUCCAAGCAUCCAGAACCUGGUGCUUCUACAACACAGAGCACAUUGAGGACUGGGAAGACCGGUUUUAUCUCUUGUUCUUUUCCUUCCUGGGCCUCUUAGCUCUCGGUGUUUCGUUCUUGUGCAAUGCCAUCACAGGAGUCACACUCUUAAGGGUGAAGUUUAAAAGUCAGCAGCAUAGACAAGGAAGAUCUCACCACUUUGAGAUGGUCAUUCAGCUCCUGGCCAUAAUGUGCGUCUCCUGCAUCUGCUGGAGUCCCUUUCUGGUAACAAUGGCCAACAUUGCCAUAAAUGGAAACAAUUCCCCAGUGACCUGUGAAACAACACUCUUUGCUCUCCGAAUGGCAACGUGGAAUCAGAUCUUAGACCCCUGGGUCUAUAUUCUGCUCCGGAAGGCUGUCCUUAAGAACUUGUAUAAGCUGGCCAGUCACUGCUGUGGAGUGCACAUCAUCAGUCUGCACAUCUGGGAGCUCAGCUCCAUCAAGAAUUCCUUAAAGGUUGCUGCUAUUUCUGAGUCACCAGCUGUGGAGAAGGAGAGUCAGCAAGCAUCUAGUGAAGCAGGACUGUAGGUCAAUGCAGGGCUAGAAUAAAAUGGGGGGAAGUUUUGGAAACAUCUCAACUGAUCAGAUUCAUAGCCUAACUGGAACAUUUGGACCUCGGUGUGUAGCUUGGGAGUACACCGGACAGAUGAAGCUUCUGAAUUUCGUUAUGCUGGCUGGUGCAUGGUUGUGCAUUUUUACUUGAUGUUGUCAACAGGAGGUAAACUGAUACAAUGCAGUGGAGUUGAGUGAAACACAGCUUUUGAGUUUAGCUGUGUGACUUGUAUUUUUGGAAUAAAUGAAUCCAUUGAGGCCCAAUGCCAAUGAAUACUUGACCUGUUUUUCCAAGACACCUUAAUGCUACCUGCACAUGGCCAUUUCAUUGACUUAUAGACAAGACUCAGAGUAACACAAGACUCUGAACCUGUUUGUGUGUGGGGUUCUUGUCUGUUUACCAGUCUACAUAUCCUCAAUCAAUGUCUACAUGACCAUGAUAUUGGGGAUUCACAGUGGCUAGUGAUGACCACUGCAUAUGCUGGGUCAGCCUGACCUUGUGAGGCUGAUGAACAUGGCCAUUCUUGUCACAACUGACACAUGUACUUGCUCGCAUUUGUUGUUAUGAAGGUCAAUUAUUGUUUGAAGUUUUUUCUAUAAAGUAAUAGAUUUUCAGUGUUUAAGUGAUCUCCCUUUCCUCUGAAAAUUAUAGAGAAACACAGGCUUUGUCUUAGCACAGAUUCAGCUCCUGUUAGCAUAUACACUAAACCCUAUCAUGGACCGUGCAAACCAUCUAAAUCCCAGGGAUAUAUGACAAGAACAUGGCAAAUAUUGCUUUACCUAAGCUGUCAUUUUUGUCAGGAAAUAAAAGAAAAACAAUCAAAUAUUCAAAGCCUAUCUACAGCUUGUGUGUUUCUGCUUUAUAGACACAGCCUAAGGGAGUUCUGUUGACAGCAGCUUCACUAAAUCUGUUGGACCACAUUUUCAAAGCCCGUUUUACCAGUGUGGAGGGGAAGAUCUAAAAUUAGCCAGGAGUUGGGGACAUAACUGGGGACUUAGGGUUAAUCAGAGACCAAGGAACAAGACUCUGUCUCCAAGUUUCCCAAUCAUAAUCCACACUUCUUUGCUUGUUUGUAUAAUUUAACACAAAAAUUUUCAGUUUGAGUAAUCAUUAUAAGCAUUGUAGGUCCAUCAGUGACUAGGGUUAGUGGUUAUGUUUCAUAAAGAAAUUCAUUUUUAUAUUUAAAAAAGUCCUUGCUUUCAUCAGGUUUGUCUGUAUUUAAAAAAUAUUACUUUUUUCCCUUUGCAAUGUGUGUGGGUGUUUUGCCUGAAUGCAUUUCUGUGCAUCAUGUAUCUUUCUGGCACCUACUGAGACCAGAUCCCGUGCGACUGGAGUGACAGAUGGUUGUAAGCUACCAUGCAGGUGCUGAGAAUUGUACCCAGGUCUUCUGGAUGAACAGUCAGCACUCUUAAAUGCUGAGCUCUUCCUCUAGCCUCUAAAAAGUGUUUUUGUCUGUAAAAAUGAUUUCAGAUUCUAGGAAUCCUGAGAAUUCAAUCAAAUUAAAUUAGUGCCUGUAUUAACUUCUCCUUUUGGUUGGGAGUUUACAUUAGUUGUGAUUACUGAUUUUGGUAAAUUCUCAUGAGUAAAUUAAAAGAAACUAAGCAAAUAGCCUUGUUGAAGACUUAAAGGAAAUUAUUUGUAGUGAAUUUAAAAGGAAUACAUACUAUUAUGUGACAAUAUCAACUUAAAGCCAAUAAGAGAUCAGCUACACAACUGAUUCUUAUGCAGAGACUAUGUCAGAUAAUAGACAGCAAUAUCCUGGUAUAAACUGAGCAUGGAGUUUUAAAGGUUGGGCCCAAAUUAAAUUUAUGAUGACAACUACAUGUAUAUGUAUAUGUAUGUAUAUAUAUAUGUAUAUAUGUAUAUGUGUGUGUGUCCGUCCAUGUGUACAUGCAUGUGCAUAUGAAUUUAUGUGUCUAUGUAUUGUAAGUACAUGUGUAUGUAUAAUGCAUAUGAUUGUAUAAAGCCAUUACAAUUUGUGAUUGCUGUUACAUUACAUAAAUGUUAUCAUGUUUAAUUUCAAGAGCACUUAAAGCUUGGAAAAACUUGUAGAUGGUUCACUUAUUUUGAGAGCUGGUAUUUAUUUUCUACAGAGAUAAGGUGUUGGGAUCCUAUAAACUGAGGCACGAAGAAGCAAAUCUCCAUUUUUCUUCAUUAUAGUUGUUAAAACUCUGCAAUGUACAUUUGUAUUUCAACUGAGGAAAGGCACUGAGAAGGAACCUGCUUGGAGGCCCCAGGUCCCUUCUCUGUGAGCCUCUAAUACAGACAAAACUGUUCCUCUAUUGCUAUGAUGUCACCCUGGCCACGCGCGGUUACCAUGAGACCAUCUUGUGACAUCAUCAUGUGGGGGAGAAGAGGUUCUGGGAAGUGACACAGGAGUUAUUCUGUGCAUAUUCUGGAAGAGUUAUCCAUACUAUCUGAGCACACACAAUUUAACUGAUCUUAAGAUGAGGUCAAACCCACAGUGUAAACAUAAAAAGUUUAAUGUAUAUACCUGACUCCAAAAUUCUGUUUAUUAUUGUAGCUGUUUUAUGUAGCUUAGUUAUAGCACUCUUUAUUGUGCAAUGAGCAAUGGAGGGGAACAGUCACUGAUAACUUCCUGAGUUAUCAGUGUGAGUAAAAGUGUAUUUGUUCGUAUUCAUUAUAAUAAAGAGUAGAAAUAGUUCCAACAAGCUCA
Molecule: messenger RNA, 4335 nt
Organism: Peromyscus leucopus (white-footed mouse)
Lineage: Eukaryota; Metazoa; Chordata; Mammalia; Rodentia; Cricetidae
Gene: Ptgfr
Product: prostaglandin F receptor
Biological process (GO): inflammatory response; adenylate cyclase-activating G protein-coupled receptor signaling pathway; positive regulation of cytosolic calcium ion concentration
Cellular component (GO): plasma membrane
Molecular function (GO): prostaglandin F receptor activity
Source: RefSeq, a predicted model, not a curated record